Messenger RNA from Canis lupus familiaris (dog), 3555 nucleotides. It is a transcript of the gene PPM1K, whose product is annotated as protein phosphatase, Mg2+/Mn2+ dependent 1K. Bases 406 to 1524 code for a protein of 372 amino acids. Gene Ontology annotation, biological process: protein dephosphorylation. Lineage: Eukaryota; Metazoa; Chordata; Mammalia; Carnivora; Canidae. The record is from RefSeq and is a predicted model, not a curated record. Gene Ontology annotation, molecular function: cation binding; protein serine/threonine phosphatase activity. The transcript has 8 exons.
GCGGGGGCGGACUUCCCCUCUCCAUCUGGCUCGCUGCGGGCGAAAAAUUCUCGAGAUUUUCCAGCAGGAGAGCCAGUGGCUUGCUAGGUGCUUGCUCCAGAAACAUCGGGGAAGGCAACCUGAUUUACCCAGCAGGAAAGCCCCUUCCCCGACCUCCGGUAAUCAAUUAGAAAAUCCCCAGGGACGUAACCAUCGCGAGUCACUUUUUACUGAUGACCAACACAAGCACCUCCCUUGACUGGAAUCUUAAAGAGGAAAGAAGAGGGAAGAUAUGCUGUUGAUGUAGUAUAGAAUGUCAAGGAAAAUCCCUUAAGUGAAGUGUAAAGCUGCAUCAUUUUUCCUGAAGACAUUCCAUUAUUGUUCUAGAGACCUUUCCCUCAUCCCUGAACUCUUUGGAGUUGAGUUAUGUCAACAGCUGCCUUAAUUACUUUGGUUAGAAGUGGUGGGAGCCACGUGAGGAGGAGAGUGCUGCUAAGCUCCCGCCUCCUGCAGGACGACAGGCGGCUGACACCCACCUGCCACGGCUCCACUUCAGAGCCUCGGUGUUCGCGGUUUGACCCGGAUGGUAGUGGGCGUCCAGCCACCUGGGAUAAUUUCGGGAUCUGGGAUAACCGCAUCGACGAGCCCAUUCUGCUGCCGCCCAGCAUUAAGUACGGCAAGCCGAUCCCCAAAAUCAGCCUGGAAAACGUAGGCUGCGCCUCGCAUAUUGGCAAACGAAAGGAGAACGAAGACCGGUUCGACAGCGCCCAGCUAACAGAUGAGGUCCUGUACUUCGCGGUGUACGACGGGCACGGCGGACCCGCAGCUGCUGAUUUCUGUCACACCCACAUGGAGACCUGCAUCAUGGAUUUGCUUCCUAAAGAGAAGAACUUGGAAACUGUGUUGACCUUGGCUUUUCUAGAAAUAGAUAAAGCCUUUGCGAGGCAUGCCCACCUGUCUGCUGAUGCAACCCUUCUGACCUCUGGGACUACUGCAACAGUAGCCCUGGUGAGAGAUGGUAUUGAACUGGUUGUAGCCAGUGUUGGGGAUAGCCGGGCUAUUUUGUGUAGAAAAGGAAAACCCAUGAAGCUGACCAUUGACCAUACUCCAGAAAGAAAAGAUGAAAAAGAAAGGAUCAAGAAAUGUGGUGGUUUUGUAGCUUGGAAUAGUUUGGGACAGCCUCAUGUGAAUGGCAGACUUGCAAUGACAAGGAGUCUUGGAGAUUUGGAUCUUAAAACCAGUGGUGUGAUAGCAGAACCAGAAACAAAGAGGAUUAAGCUACAUCAUGCCGAUGACAGCUUCCUGGUCCUCACCACAGAUGGAAUUAACUUCAUGGUGAAUAGUCAAGAGAUUUGUAAUUUCGUCAACCAGUGCCAUGAUCCCAACGAAGCAGCCCAUGCAGUGAUUGAACAGGCUAUACAGUAUGGUAGUGAAGAUAACAGUACUGCAGUAGUAGUGCCUUUUGGUGCCUGGGGAAAAUACAAGAACUCUGAAAUCAACUUCUCAUUCAGCAGAAGCUUUGCCUCCAGUGGACGAUGGGCCUGAUUGCUGGCUAUGACUUUGAGUUUCUGUGGAAGUGUUUUUCACUGAGUAUGUCAAGCAACUUACUAGAUCAAACAAGUCAGCUGUGCCUGGGUUAUUCUGUGGUUCACUAGAUCAGUACACAAGUCAGUGUAAAUGUAGUAACUAUUUACAUAGUAGUUUUUCAUAAGUAUCUGCCAUAUUUAUGUUCAACUGUACAAACUCAGUAUAAAUGUGUAAUUCAGCUAUUGUGAAUCUCAGAGUUGAGUGAGCAAAUGAAAAGUGGUUUUGACACACUUGCUGAGUGUUAAAUUUCUAAUCAUGAAAACUCUUAGGCAGCUACGAGUUUCUUUUGAUCAUUUUUGUUCUUUAUUCAUUUGAACAGAUUUUUGCCUUCAAGCUAUUUAAUACUAGUAGGUAUUGUGAUGGCUCUGCAAUAUGUUAGCUGCCGGUGUUUAUUUUUAAUAGUUCUACCAAGGAGUAAGUGUGAAAACUGAGUCCUGUGUGACUAUAUUUUGUAUUCUAGACCACUUACUGGUAAAUUUCACAAUGCAAAAGACGUUAAUGCAGACACUAUGACACUGCAAAAUUGUAUGCAUAUUUACAAUAGUGCACUUUCGUAUUUCAGUUGUGGCACUUGGGCUCCAUUCCCCCGACCCCCUUCAUUCCUCUUCUCCUGUAGCUAAGAGUGCUAUACAGAUAUAUAAGACUAUUCCUUUAUAUCAGAAAAAUAUGUACAGGGUGAGUCUUUUGGUCAAAGCUCUACAAACUUAAAUACGACGGUAUCAAGUAUUUUGUAUAGUUUCCAUUUGUCAUCUCUGUUUUGUGUUCUGUAUAUAGUAUGUUUAUGUCACUUUUUGUAUAGAGUAAGCAAGUUGGAAAAUGUGUCAGUAACAAUAAUAGCACAUUGACUGAUAAUGCUACAGACAAAGUGUGAGGUUCAUGUCUCCUUUUUGCUUAUUUCUAUGAUUCAUAACAAAGAAUAAAUCUAAAAUAUCAAAGCAUUCUAUAUUUCAGCUUGCUAAUGUAAUUUAGGAAUGUAAAGCUAUUCUUUAUAUCUGCAUGUAAGUUUGCUGUUAAAAUGUGAAUCUCUACAUGCGUGUUUGGAAUUAUAUCUGCGGUUUAUCUUGGCAGACAAUGUAAAUUUGUUGUUUGUGUGGGUAUAUGUACAUCUGUAAAUUCUGGAGUAAUAGAGAAUUAAAGGGAACAAUCCUGCAUAGCUCCUCCACCAGUUAGCUUUAAAUUAUUAAUAUGUUUAUCCCCAAGGAGUCUUGACAAAUGGAGGGCAGUUUUAUAGCAGAGAACCAAUGGUUAUUGGCAAGUGAGGAAAUAGAAUUAAAAUGGCUGUAGGAGAUACUUUAUGGUGGGUAAUUGAUGUGGAAAACACAGAAGCAGACUAGCAUGUUGAAGCUACAUUGCUAUAUGGUAAUUUGCAAAUAAUAGGAUGUGAGAAAAAUACUGAGUGUUAAGAAUAGCGUGGAGUUUUGUUAUAGAAACAAACAAAACAAGAAACCAAGAAGAUGAGAAGGUUGGCAGAGUGUAUAGCUCCCACUCUCAGUUCUCAUGGUUGGCUUGUUUUCUGUCUUUAUGUUUUAUUUAAGGUUUGUUACAAGGAAGACGGCCCAAAAUAUUCACACCUUCUCACCCCUUUUUGGUAAUGGAAGAAAAUAAAUCUUGAGUUUUCCUACACAUAUUAAUCAGAAUUUUCCUUUGAUAAAAAAGGUGACAAAGAAAUAUUUCUUUCUUUCUUUUUUCUUUUUUCAAGGAAGCUAAAGUAAAAAAAUAUUACAGAAAAGAAAAUAGUCUCCUGUUCAUUGUCUGGGAAAUGAGGAACCAAAGGUAGGCUAAGAAAGCUGGAAAACUUUCUUGCUCUUUCUGAAUUAGGUCCCUAGAACCUCCAUAUGGAAUAUAGAGAGUAUGGAGAAUUUCCAAACUCAUAAGAAAAUGAAAACUCUAAAGCACAAAAUGACAUUCUGAAAAUGGAGGUUUCAUUUUUGAUUUGAAUUCUUUAUUUUUUUAUUUUUUUUAAUAAAUUUAUUUUUUAUUGGUGUUCAA